AUGGCGAAUAAUCAGUUCAUUGCCACAAAGGAGUGCCUACUAGAUCAUCAUCACGUUGUGCUGAUGACGACUGGCAGCGUAAUAUCUAUUAAAACUCCUCUCAUUGUCAUAGAGCUUCUCCAAUACUACUGGAAUGUCAAAGUAGAGGUGAUUGCGACAAAAGAGUUGCUUGCAUUUUACAACCCUUCAGAUGUGGUCAAGGCAGGUGGACGUGUAUGGACGGACAAGGAUGAGUGGUUGGGAUCAUACAAGAUCAGCGAUCCAAUCCUACAUAUCCAGUUGAGGAGAUGGGCUGACAUUGUCCUUGUUGCUCCCUGCUCAGCAAAUACACUCUCAAAGAUUGCAUACAGACUUUGUGACAACCUCGCUACCCCUCUUCUUCGUGCACUGGCACCUUCGACGCUGACUUACAUAUUCCCAGCAAUGAAAACACUCAUGUACAAACAUCUACUCACGGCAGAACACGUGUGCAUUGCCAGGGAUGUUGUGCAGUACCAAGCUGUUGGACUAGGUGCCAUGACAGAAUGGCGUGAUAUUGUGAAGAUAGUGGUGGAUCAAAUGGAACUCGUCACCUUGCUUGCAAGGUCAUAUGAAUAG
This is a messenger RNA of Suillus paluster, 597 nucleotides long. RefSeq names its product flavoprotein-domain-containing protein. NCBI's taxonomy places the organism in Eukaryota, Fungi, Basidiomycota, Agaricomycetes, Boletales, Suillaceae. Gene Ontology annotation, molecular function: phosphopantothenoylcysteine decarboxylase activity; FMN binding. The transcript has 6 exons. The record is from RefSeq and is a predicted model, not a curated record. Gene Ontology annotation, cellular component: phosphopantothenoylcysteine decarboxylase complex. The coding region runs from base 1 to 597 and encodes 198 amino acids. Gene Ontology annotation, biological process: coenzyme A biosynthetic process.